GCAGGUGGCGCUGCUCUGUUUCAGAUUUAACCGCGAAUAACCACACGAAGAAGAAGGAAAAACAACUGGUUUUAGAUGUGGAGCUGUGACCCUGUAAUGAAGAUUAUUAAUGAGGAAGAAGAAAACACAGGAGACUAUGAAGAGCACAGAGACUUCAUUGUAGUGAAAGUGGAAAAUGAAGACGAGAGAGUAAUAAUGGAGGAGGAGGAGGAAUCUCAGUGUGGUGUAGUUGGAGAAACACAACCUCAACCUGCACACACUGACAAGCCUUUCACCUGUCCUCAAUGUGGCAAGAGCUUCAGAAAUAAAGGUCUUCUCAGGAGCCACAUUAAGAUCCACACUGGAGUGAAACCCUUCACUUGUGUCGAAUGUGGGAAGAGCUUCACAAAUAGAGGAAGUCUGAAGGUUCACACUCGACUCCACACCGGAGAGAAACCGUUCACAUGCUCUCAGUGCGGGAAGAGUUUCACACAGUUAGGAACGCUUAAUAAACACCAGCGAAUCCACUCCGAAGAGAAGCCGUUCGCUUGCGACGAGUGUGGAAAGAGCUUCAAAUGGGAGAACGGUUUCCAGAUCCACAAGCUCAUUCACUCUGGAGAAAAGCAGUUCAGCUGUGAUCAAUGCGGGAAGAAGUUUGUGAAGGAGUCACACCUGAAGGACCACAUGAUGUCCCACACUAAAGAGAAGCCGUACCUGUGUUCGGUGUGUGGGAAGGGGUUCGCGAGGCUGUCCACGUUUAAAACCCAUCAGAACAUACACGCGGGCGUGAAGGAGUUUGUGUGCGCAGACUGUGGAAAAGCCUUCACUACGUCGGCUGAGCUGAAACAGCACUGCAGGAUCCACACUGGAGAGAGACCCUACAAGUGUUCACACUGCGAGAAGAGCUUCAGACAGUUAGGGCCUUUACAGCAACACCAGAGACUCCACACCGGAGAGAAACCCUUCCAGUGCCAUCGCUGUGGAAAGAGAUUCACUUAUCACAAGUCUUCAGUCAUUCACAGGGAGAAAUACUGCCCCAAAUUAAUUAAGAUGACAGAGUGAUUAGUACCAUCCAGACACUGAGGUUUCUCUGAACUGAUGAUCAACAUUCACUCAUUCAUUUUCCUUCUGCUUAGUCCCUUUAUUUAUCAAGGGUUGCCACAGCGGAAUGAACCACCAACUAUUCCAGCAUAUGUUUUACACAGCGAAUGCCCUUCCAGCUGCAACCCAGUACUGGGAAACACCCAUACACACUUAUUCACAGAUACACACUCAUACACUACGGCCAGUUUAGUUGAUCAAUUCCCCUAUAGCGCAUGUGUUUGUAUUGUGGGGGAAACCGGAGCACUCGGAGGAAACCCACGCCAAUUGUUUGCCAAUUUGCACCAGAGAAUGCACAGUGGAGAGAAACCCUUCCAGUGCCAUCUGUGUGGGAAGAGAUUCGUUCACUCUAGGACAGCAGAUGUUCACAGAAAGAAGCAUUGCCCAAAACUGAAGCCUGUGCACUAGUUGUUUUACAUAAUGAAUUAUUAUGUUUAAAAACAGUUGUGUGUGUGUGUGUGUGUGUGUGUGUGUGUGUGUCAGCAGUGUGUGAAUAUCUCCAGCAGCCUCUAAUGCUAAACAUGAAUGAAUUGUGUUUGUUCUAAUCAGACUUGAUAGAACAGUCUGCAGAAACACUUUGAUUGACAUUCUCCCUUUGUACGUGUCAUCAGAGGGGGAAAGCCCCGCCUACUAGUGACCCUCAUUAGCAUAAACAGCCCUGAGUGAGAAGCAGCCAUCCAUUAGCCAUUAGAGUUUUGAGCUGGUGAAGAUAAUGUCAGCUAAUAUUCAGAGAAAGAAGCAAAUGCACAAAUAAAAAAUACAUAAAUAAAA
This is a messenger RNA of Danio aesculapii, 1851 nucleotides long. RefSeq names its product gastrula zinc finger protein XlCGF7.1-like. Bases 76 to 1041 code for a protein of 321 amino acids. The record is from RefSeq and is a predicted model, not a curated record. The transcript is spliced from 3 exons. Lineage: Eukaryota; Metazoa; Chordata; Actinopteri; Cypriniformes; Danionidae.